Molecule: messenger RNA, 580 nt
Organism: Mesitornis unicolor (brown roatelo)
Lineage: Eukaryota; Metazoa; Chordata; Aves; Mesitornithiformes; Mesitornithidae
Gene: SOD1
Product: superoxide dismutase 1, soluble
Exons: 4
Biological process (GO): removal of superoxide radicals
Cellular component (GO): peroxisome; nucleus; cytosol
Molecular function (GO): superoxide dismutase activity; copper ion binding
Source: RefSeq, a predicted model, not a curated record
GGUUCUGGACCAGUAAAAGUUAAUGGAAGACUCACUGGCUUGGCUGAUGGAGAUCAUGGCUUCCAUGUCCAUGAAUUUGGGGACAAUACUAAUGGGUGUACCAGUGCAGGUCCUCACUUCAAUCCUGAAGGCAAGCAGCAUGGUGGACCAAAAGAUGCAGAAAGGCAUGUGGGAGACCUUGGCAAUGUGACUGCCAAAGGAGGAGUGGCAGAAGUGGACAUAGAAGAUUGUGUCAUUUCUCUUAGCGGACCACAUAACAUCAUCGGCCGUACCAUGGUGGUCCAUGAAAAACCUGAUGACCUGGGUAGAGGGGGAGACAAUGAGAGCAAAUUAACUGGAAAUGCUGGACCUCGUUUAGCUUGUGGUGUCAUUGGAAUAGCAAAGAGCUAAGUAUUGUGCCCAAAAUGCUUAAGUGAUGAAUGGGCUGUAUUUCAUUGCAAAUGCUGUACUUGCCCCUCUUUGUGCAAGCAAAAGAUUUAUCACUUAAUCUCAUUAUUACUCUGCAUUCUGAGUAUCACUUAAACUGGUGAAGACUGACUUAAUUUUGUAUGAUGUACAUUGCAAUUAAAGUGACCCUGAU